UCCUGAAGGUUCAUAGUGACUCUCACGUUCACUAAAGAUUUAGCCUUACAGCCCUCACAUUCAUCAAGGCUCUUUCUCUGGCACUAUAUAAAGAUGUCUUUUGCUAGAGUAACACGAUCGUUCAUCUAUACUCCUAAACACCUCCCCCCUAUUCUUUCAUUGAGCUGGCAGAUACAUAAGAAGCAAUUAUCUUUUAUAAACAAUCAACAGUCCUUUUAUACCAUCAUGGAGACUGGAGAGUCUCAGGGCCCUGCUAUGGCUCUGGGCAUCAACAGUUCUGAUGACCAUCAUGAAAUCAGCAAUUUGGAGAACCUCACCAAUGCUCACGCUUCCAUGAUCAAAGAGUCCUUGGUGGCUCAGAUCCCUGCUAGUUCAGAUGAAUUCCAGUUCCCUCCCGGCACUUUUUUUACCGCUGCGACUCGCCAGGUCGGUUUGGACAUGAGGAACGUCUACCGCAAGGCACUUAUCAAGAAUGGUAUUGUUGCUAUUGAGCUGAAAUUCGAUGAUCCCGCCAGUCAGUUCCUAGUCGACCUCGUUGCAGCUAUGCAGUUCAAAGCCGACAAACACUCUGACACCCAAGGCGUGCUCUGGGACGUCAAGUUGAAUGAUGCAGGCGUCCUCAGUACCGGAACCGGCAAGGCCGCCCGCAGCAUUUCCCACUCUCUUAACGAAUUCGACUGGCAUACCGAUGGGGCGUUCGAGACUAAGCCAACUCGAUUCUUUGGUUUGCAUAUCAUUCACCCCGACAAAAUGGGUGGAGGCGUCUUCCGGGUUGCGAGGGCCGAGGAACUGGUUGCUCUCCUCUCCCCCAGGACCGUGGCGACCUUGAACAAUUCCUGGUUCACCCUCCGUGUGCCUCCUGAAUUCCACAAGGGAGUCAGCACCGUUCAGGGCAAGGUCUUGGAGAUUGAUCCGGUCUCAGGCGAUGCCCUUGUUCGCUAUCGCCGCGAUAUCUUUCUUGACCCCCCCAGCUCCAACGAGGAGGCUUCCGCUGCCGUUAGAGAGCUGAUGGGUCGUUUGGGCGACGCCGAAGCCAUCGGAGAGGCGAUUCCUGCGAUUGUUUUCAAGGAGAACGUUGUUAUUCUGAUGGACAACGCCCGUUUUCUCCACUCCAGGACCGAGAUCAAAGAUCCACGCCGCUGGUUGAGACGCAUUCGUUUCCAUGACUCUGUUUAAACGGCACAUCGAACAGCACGUUGCGCAGCAGGUUACAUGGCAAGUUAAGCAGCUAGAUUGCAAUCUUCCAGGCCAGGAUAAAUAAGUUCACCAUUGAGAUGUCCCUGUUGUCUUUUGCAUACAUAGCUUCUUAGUGGGAUAGUGGAAGGGCGACUAACCCGGCUACCUUAGUCUGCAGUCCUCAGGGAAGGCUUAGUAUUUCGGAAUGACAUUACAGAAUUGGCUUUUUAUUUAGGAACCAAAAAAUACAGUAGGACUGUAGCGUAGGCCUUUGAAGAUAUAUAACUAGUGUGUAUAUCUGCUUGAGAAGUAAGAUGUGUGAAGUGUAAUAGUUAGUGGGCAUUGGGCGUCCAAAGAGACAAUAAAUUGUUCCCAUUGUAAUAAAGACAUUUUCUUUAUGACCAGUUGACCAUGUAACACAGUUAUCUUCAUUGAUCAGUCCAACUAGGAGGACAAUGAAGCCGCCCGCUCUCUCGACGAUCAAAA
Molecule: messenger RNA, 1662 nt
Organism: Penicilliopsis zonata CBS 506.65
Lineage: Eukaryota; Fungi; Ascomycota; Eurotiomycetes; Eurotiales; Aspergillaceae
Exons: 1
Coding region: 226-1176 (316 amino acids)
Molecular function (GO): oxidoreductase activity
Source: RefSeq, a predicted model, not a curated record